Molecule: messenger RNA, 1193 nt
Organism: Harmonia axyridis
Lineage: Eukaryota; Metazoa; Arthropoda; Insecta; Coleoptera; Coccinellidae
Product: L-lactate dehydrogenase B chain-like
Exons: 1
Coding region: 90-1097 (335 amino acids)
Biological process (GO): carboxylic acid metabolic process
Cellular component (GO): cytoplasm
Molecular function (GO): L-lactate dehydrogenase (NAD+) activity
Source: RefSeq, a predicted model, not a curated record
ACAAUUCUGACAACACUCUGUCAUCUUUUUGACGCUUUCGAAUUGAGUGUUUUUCUCAUAAUCAAAAUCCUCCCAAUAGAUCUCACAACAUGGCUCAAUUGGAAACUGUUGAAAAAUGCAUGCGACAUGUUGCCCCUCACGUGGAAAGCACAGAGACCAAAGUGACAGUCGUAGGGAUUGGUGCUGUUGGAAUGGGAGCAGUCAGUGCUCUUCUUACCCAAGAAAUCUCCAAGAACAUCGUCCUGAUGGAUAUGGAUGGCAGAAAGGUGGCAGGUGAAGUACUCGAUUUGCAACACGCCACGCCAUUCUUGAGCAACAGCCAAGUGUCUGGAGGUACUGAUUACGCCCUCACCAGAAACUCAAGGGUUUGUGUGGUAACCGCUGGUGUUAGACAGCAAGAAGGCGAGAGUAGAUUGAAUUUGGUGCAAAGGAACGUGGAGGUGUUCAAGAAGAUCAUACCUCCUUUGGCGGAACAAUCCCCUAACUGUAUUCUACUGAUAGUCAGCAAUCCCUGCGAUAUACUCACAUAUGUAGCGUGGAAACUUAGUGGGUUUCCUCCAGAGAGAGUCUUCGGAUCUGGAUGCGAUCUGGAUUCUGCCAGAUUCAGAGUGCUGCUCGCUCAGAAGUUUGGUAUUGCUGCUAACAGCGUACAUGGAAAUGUAAUUGGUGAGCACGGGGACUCUAGCGUGGCUGUUUGGUCAGGUGUCAACAUCGCUGGUCUGUUCAUCAGAGACAUCCAUCCUCAGAUGGGCACGGACACAGAUCCUGAAAAAUUCGCAGAUAUCCAUAAAUCUGUAGUACAAGGCGCUUACGAGGUGAUCAAGUUGAAAGGUUACACCUCCUGGGCUAUUGGAUAUGCUGUUGCUAACAUAGUGAAAGACAUUCUGGACAACGUGUAUGCGAUUCAUAUGCUGAGUGUCAACGUUAAAGGGCUUUAUGACAUCAAGGAUGAUGUUUUCCUGUCACUGCCGACAGUGUUGGGUGCAAAAGGAAUCAACGAAAUUAUCCUUUUGACAUUGAGUGAAGACGAGGUGAAGAAGUUACAAGAGUCGGCGAAGGUAUUAUGGGAUGUUCAGAAAGAUAUAGUUUUUGCAUGAUUUACUCAUUUUAAAAAUCUUAUUUAUUUUUUGAAUAUAUUCCUUUCUUAAAUCUGGAGAAAGUUAAUUUUUUUUAUAAUAAAGUACUUCAAUAAA